AUGGCUCCCAAAACCAGAACUACCAAGUCUAAAGGGGGUGUUCCUGCUAACGAAGCCGCGCCCAAGGUGUCAAAGGAACCUCCAACUUCAAAGACCACCAAUCGUCCCGAUGAGUGGAAGAUUGAGCAGGGCCUGUCGGGGGCAGUACUUCCUGUCCUCGACAUGACUGGCCCCGAGACCAAGAUGUUGCCUCCCCAGCUGUUUGGGCCGCUCACCAAGGAUACCAAGGCCCUCGAGAAGAUUGGCGAUCGUGAUCAGCUCUUCAAGAGGGAGCGCAAGGGCUGGAAAGGAUUCGUCGAAUGGGAGUCGCAUGCCGAUAAAAAGGCCAUUGCGCACAAAAUUCUCACCCUCCAGACAUUUCCCCCCAAUCCCGAAUUCCAGCUUGGACCCAUUCCGGGCACGAACCCGGUCCUUCCAGGAACUCACUGGAAGCAAUGGCAUCAUGCUGUCGGUGGAGAGCUCACCGAGAUUCCAGAUGAUUCAUGGAAGCUUGUUCUGGAGGAAAAACACCCCGACAUGCUCCAUCUGCUGCAGUUCCCGUACAAUGGUGAGCCACCUAAGCGUCUGGUAACUGACAAGGAAAUCACACCAAACUCGCUGCAUUUUGUGCGCAACCAUGGCGGGAUCCCAAUCAUCGAUAAGGAUGACUACAGCUUCCUUGUGGAUGGAGUAGUCAAACCCACCAGUUUCACGGUCGAUGAGCUCCAGGAUGAAUCCAAAUUUCCUCGUAUGGAGAAGACCAUUACCAUGCAAUGCUCUGGUACUCGUCGUAUUGAGCAGAUUAUGAAGUAUGCCGGCCAGGGAGAUGAAGUUCCACAAGCACCUUGGGCAGAAGGCGCAAUUGGCACUGCCAAGUACGUCGGCGUCAGCUUGAAGAAGGUCAUCAAGGCCUGCGGGGGGCUGGCGGAUGGCAACAAGCACCUCGAGUUCUAUGGCGCAGACACCUAUUUCAAGGAUGACAAGGCCAUGAACUACGUUGUCAGUGUUCCGUGGAGCAAGGUCAGGGCCAAUGAAGUGAUGCUUGCCUGGGAGAUGAACGACAAAGAACUGCCACGAAUCCAUGGAUAUCCCCUGCGAAUUAUGGUCUUUGGAUACAUUGGAGCAAGAUCAGUCAAGUGGCUCUAUUUGAUCAAAGGGAUCAAACGGCCCUCGAUAGCUCCAGUGCAGUCCGCUGAGUACUUGUACUUCCCGCAGCAGGUUGGUAAGCACAACUUCAAGAUGACUGACGGUAUCCAAAUCCAAGAGAUGCCUGUGUCCUCUGCCAUCAUGUCACCAUGGUCAAAGCAGGUGGUGAUCCACAAUGGUAAGAUCCGCUGCAAGGGCUGGGCCUACUCGGGCGGCGGUCGAUGGCCUGAGCGAGUUGAGCUCUCCUCCGAUGGCGGAUUCGACUGGUAUACUAUCCCACUUGAGAAUCUUUCGAAGAAACGCAAGUGGACUUGGAGAACUUGGGAGUAUGAUCUUCCAUGUGAUGUGGAAGGAUGGGUUGAGAUUGUCGUCCGCUGCUGGGACAACUCCCUCAACACCCAGCCAACCCAGAUUCGAGAUGCCUGGAAUUGGGGAUUGCAUGUGACAAGUUCCUGCCACCGCGUCGCGGUUUAUUCAGUUAACAAGAGCCGACCACGAACAAAGGCUCGCCUCGAUGAGUUUGAGAAGAAAGGAAUUCCCUUUGGGCCUAUCACUGUGCCUCUGGCAAUUCCUUCUCAGACACAGGCAGAUUACGAAAAGUUUUGGGCUGAGCAUGACCCGCGUGAUGCGGAAGACGACUAG
Clonostachys solani is the source of this 1767-nucleotide messenger RNA. NCBI's taxonomy places the organism in Eukaryota, Fungi, Ascomycota, Sordariomycetes, Hypocreales, Bionectriaceae. The record is from the annotation of a GenBank genome assembly.